Messenger RNA from Stylonychia lemnae, 1173 nucleotides. The record is from the annotation of a GenBank genome assembly. NCBI's taxonomy places the organism in Eukaryota, Ciliophora, Spirotrichea, Sporadotrichida, Oxytrichidae.
AUGAUUAAGCUGUAUCUAGUAUAAAAGCCUUAUGGAGAAGAGGAACCCAUUAUGAUUAAAUUCAACACCUCCAAGAAAUCUUUGAGUGAUUUGAAGGACUAUAUAUCACAAUAAUUUGAUAUAUAAGUGUGCAAAGUAUUCAAAGAAUCAAGUGGACAGCUUAUCCAUGAUUUAACUGAGUUAUAGAAUGAAGAAACCAUAUAUUUUUCAAAUGAUGAAACAAUUAUUGUUACAGAGACUCAAGAGCCAGAGGCUUUAUCAAUGAAUUCCUCUAUGAUCGACGACUUGCUGUGCUAAAAGGACCUUCAGAAAUAGUGCUGCAAUAGCAAUAAUUUCAACGAUCUCUCAGAGAGGAGAGAUAUCGAGACUGCCUCGACUAUUUACAAGUACCAAAAGUUCAAUGUAGCUAUCCUAGGAGAAAGUGGAGUUGGAAAGACUCAAAUUAUCACGCGCAACCUAUUCUCCAAAUUUUCUAACGACUACUCCAGCACUAUUGAGGACUUCUAUAGCACCCUAGUUCGUCUAAAUAGCAAUGUUUCAACUUCUCAAGUCUUGAGGAAUUCUAACACCACAAGCUAGUUUAAUAAUUCACUGGAUCAAAUUGACAACUAGUUAUACAAGUUAAAUAUAGUGGACACAGCUGGUCUUGAAGAGUUUUAAGGUGUUAGAGAUCACUCUUUAUGUCAGAAGGAUGGGUAUAUAUUUGUUUAUGAUGCUACCAAUAUUGAAACGUUGAAGGUCAUCGACCUGUACAUAGAGAACCUUUUACGAAUUUAGCAUGAAAUUAAGGGUAAACUUCCCAUGCUAAUAUGUGGUAACAAAUUUGACGAUGAAACAUAGAUUGAUGUAGCUCCGAUAUAUAAGAUCAUAAACUAGACUAUAGCCAGAUACAAGAAUAGGCUAAGGAUAAGAUUCAUUCAGUGCUCAGCGAAGACAGGAAACAAAAUAGAUUAGGUAUUCACAACAAUCACGUAGAUGAUUAUGAAUAAUGAAAUGAGAAGGGAUAUCGAUUUGGAAUCUGAUUCUACCCUUAAUAGCAAUGUAAAUGGAAGUCUAUUUCGAUCACAUAGAAUGCUUCAGAAGAAAGUCUCUAUGGCUAAGAAAAUUCGUGAGUCUAACUAAAGAGGCCAUUGCAUUCAACCAAGAGGAUCAUUGAAGUGUAAUAUAUUUUGA